Molecule: messenger RNA, 2094 nt
Organism: Ogataea parapolymorpha DL-1
Lineage: Eukaryota; Fungi; Ascomycota; Pichiomycetes; Pichiales; Pichiaceae
Product: Checkpoint protein RAD24
Exons: 1
Coding region: 1-2094 (697 amino acids)
Biological process (GO): DNA repair; DNA damage checkpoint signaling; mitotic DNA replication checkpoint signaling
Molecular function (GO): chromatin binding
Source: RefSeq, a predicted model, not a curated record
AUGGUACCAGACAGAAGACGACGAAAGAAGUUGAGUAGAGAUGAUGCCUUGCUUUCAGAGGCAGACGUGGUGAUGAUUGCCAGCCGUGAGUCCUCUAUGGUGGCUUCAGAUGGUGAAGAGCGGCAUGUCAAGAAGCACAGAAAGGCAGACCUGAAUGAUCUAUCGUCAAACAUCAUUUCGCUUGAUUCAGAGGACGAGAAUGGCCAAAUGAUGAUCAAACGUACAGAAGUAGCAGAAGUGAGUCAGAGGCCGCGCAAAGUGUCAGAAAUUGCCCGUCUUUUUCGCAAACCACAAACACUCUCGAGGAGUAACAGUCUGAUCGAUAAUUCUGUCACAUGGGUUGAAAAGUACUGUCCCAGUGAAUCUUCCCAAUUGUGCAUACACGAGAGAAAAAUAUCAGAGUUACGCACCCAGAUACAGGACAUGGUUUUUGACAGAACAAAUUCCAGGCUGUUGGUGCUUUCAGGCCCAAGCGGGUGUGGAAAAAGCGUUUCUGCCAAGAUCCUAUGCGAAGAGGUUAUGAACAGCAGGAGAAGACCACGCGGCGAAUUGGUGAUUGAAGGCUACGAUCAUGAAAACCGCCUGGAUAACGUGGUGCAGUAUAGAAAUUGGAUGACACAAACAUCUAGUGAAAUGUCAAGCGUAACUAGUUUUGGAGAAUUCCUGGAGAGUUGCAAGGUUUUAACAAUGAAUAACCUCAAAUGUGUGGUUGUGGAAGAGUUACCGAAUCUCCAUCAUGACGAUACGCUGAAAGCGUUCCGGAAAAGUAUUUUGGAAUGGCUUGAUCUCGAUGCAAAAAUAAAAUUACCUCCGCUGAUACUUUGUAUCACCGAAUAUGAGGUUGACCUUGAGAAUGGAACAGGUUCCUUCUCUCUCGAGUCAAAUUUCAAAACCGAGUUUGUUCUUGGGAGCAAGAUUAUUGGUAAAGAAGGCAAACAAUGGAGGAGGAUUAAAUUCAAUCCUGUGGCUAAACGGUACUUAAAACGGUGUUUGAAACGCAUAGCGGUCGCUGAGGAUACCUUGAUAUCUUCCAUCAAGCAAAUUCCCAGGCAGCUGGUGGAACAAAAGAUAGAGAAGCUGGGUGGCACUGGUGAUCUUCGAAACGCGACAAUAUUGUUUGAGUACUGGUGCAAGUACUGCUCAUCGUUGAAUGAUGAGUUUCUUGGUCGUGAGUCCGCCUUGAACGUAUUCCAUUCGAUUGGGAAAAUCAUCUACGGAACGCAGCACCCGGAAGAUGAGUAUGAGACCUAUAUCAAACGUGCCCACGAGUUUCGUUCGCUAGAGAGCUUGCAGUCAGACCUAAAACCACAGACCGACUACCUGACUGUGAUGAACGUCGUCACGGAAAUUUUACAAACGUCUUCGAUGUUUCAUCUUAACUUGCUUGAGAAUUACUUGUCGAUUGCCUCUCGUUUGAACGAGUCGCUAGCAAGACUCAGUGAUACGCUCUCGAUUUCCGAUGAUCUGCAGUGCAAGUCAUACUUCAGCUACUCUUUCAGUGGAGGUUCCCUUAUGAACGAGAUUGCCACCACGAUAGCAUGUCUAGGGACACGAAUGGAAUGCAAAAACAUAAAGGCGGACUCCAACAAGUCUGGUUCUUUCCUUAGCAUGCGAUAUUCCAGGGAUGGUAAAUAUAAGAAGAAGCUGCGUCGCAUUCUGCAAGAGACGGCUGACUUCGCUGCCAGGAGAGCGACCAGACUCAUACCACAGGGCAGAUACACUUAUCUCAGCGCUUUCGAACUGGUUUCGUGUGACGGGUUCUACGAGUGCGCGAUUUUGAACUCGAAAAGGCUGCUGAAGAAAAGCGAGCAGUCAGGCAUCCGUCGUGGGAUGAACAUAAGGAGACUGGGAGGAGACUUCAAAAACUUAAUGAUGGCAGACACAGAAUUCAAGGUAGACGACGACGAAGAGGUCGACAUGCCAGUGGCAAGCAAAACAAGAUCGCAGCUGGAGGAGCUGUACUUUGGGACCGGGGCCCUUGCCCAAGCCGAUGAUUCGGACACAGAGUUCGACACCGAUCCAAUUGUGAAUUCCGAUCAGGAAAACAUGUCUGCAGACGAAUUUAGUGACGACUCGCUUGUUUUACAAUUAUAA